Molecule: messenger RNA, 567 nt
Organism: Alternaria atra
Lineage: Eukaryota; Fungi; Ascomycota; Dothideomycetes; Pleosporales; Pleosporaceae
Exons: 1
Coding region: 1-567 (188 amino acids)
Source: RefSeq, a predicted model, not a curated record
AUGCUGUUCAACGCGCUUACAGUCAUGUCUAUCAUCGCAAGCGUUCAUGCCGCUGGUCGUGCGAUCGUGACCAACCAAUGCCCUGGACCCAUCUACCUUUGGUCCGUUGGCGGCAGCAUCAGCGACCAAUACGUCAUCAAUCCCGAUACUUCCUAUAGCGAGCACUUCUACACUGAUCCCAAAUCUGGUGGGAUCGCACUCAAGAUUUCACCCAUCGAAGGCGGUAUUUUCAAGCCCAAUGUCAGCCAAACCAUUUUCGCAUACAACCUCGACGUCAACCAGAUCUGGUACGAUAUGAGCGACAUCUUCGGCGACGGUUUUGCCGGAAGCACUAUGUCGCUCAAGCCGACGGACAAGACCUGCGAGAGCAUUGAGUGGGGGUAUGGAAAGCCGCCCGCUGGUAGUCAGGUCAAGAGCUGCGGGGCUGAAACGGAUCUUGAACUGACAUUUUGUACUGGGCAGUGCUUGCCGAGUUGGUAUCCUUGUGGAAGAGCCGCACCGCCGGGCCAGAUGAAGACGUGCUGCACGCAUUGUAUCGGUGAUCAUCACUGUGUCGCUGCGCCUUGA